Molecule: messenger RNA, 5909 nt
Organism: Halichondria panicea
Lineage: Eukaryota; Metazoa; Porifera; Demospongiae; Suberitida; Halichondriidae
Exons: 4
Coding region: 4452-5081 (209 amino acids)
Source: RefSeq, a predicted model, not a curated record
UAAUAAUAUAAUACACGCUAAGAAUACGCGCAAAGGACAUAAUUAUACGGCAGUGCUUGUGGGAGGGACAAUUGAUGUUUGUGAGUUGUUUGAUUUGAGGGCAGGCUUUUGUUAAUAUUCAUAAUUAGGAGGAGACCAAUUUUAAGUUUAUUUCGGUGGUAUAGGGAAUACAUAGGUUGUUCAGUUUCUUUGGUGGAUCUCUAUUCCUACGUAUGGAUUGUGCUUGUAAGUAUUAGGUUAUGGGUACUUUUUAUUGCGGAAUAUCGUUUGACGGGAAGUUGAUUACACUGACUGGAAUAGAUGUAACGUACUCUGUUAUACGAUAGAUGCUUUUUAUUGCCGAGCUUAGACUGGUUGCUUAAAUUUAGCUGUCUCUUGGACUGGUUGUUUCUCGGGAUCGUGGAGAGAUAUAAAAUGGAAUCUUCAAUUUCUCCCUAAAAAUAAGGCAGGCCAUGUGCUAUAAUAUUGUUAUUAUUAUUAUUAUUAUUAUUUUGAUACUAAUUCCAAUGUGGUCUCUAUAUAACACAUCAUUACAUCAUUAACUGUCGUUAACUCACCCACAUUAUCAGUUUGUAAUUCGGUGAUAGACCAUAUCAUUUCAAGCUCGUUGUUAAUUUUUGUCUCUAACACUUUGUGUUGUCAUGACUUUAUCCCUGAUGUCACAUUGUCUUCCACAUUAUUUUUGAUCAACCUGAUAUUUGCGUGCAAUACCUAGAGCUAUCUAUCUCUUACGUCAACUAAAAGUAUCUCGCCAUAGAAGGCAUACCACAGCAUUCGUUGUACAGUCAUGAUUACUUUCACCCCCCUCGUCAUAAUUAUGUUAAUGCUCUCCACAUUUGUGAUAUCAUUCCAUCUUUCAUACUCUCCUUGGGUGACAUUCUCCGAUGCUAUCGCUCAACUGAUGUCAGGCCAGGAACUACCGGACCCUAACAUUCAUCUCAAAUUUCAACUUUCAACUGAUAUGGCAUGCACUCCCCUUGCAACUAUAUUUAAUUGCCAUCUCCUUACGAUGUUGCAAAAGCCUCCUCUAGAUGUAAGACCUCCGCUAUAUCAUUCAGUGCACGUGGGAUAAAUCUCAAUUGCAGCCCUGACCCCUCCCACCUAUGGCCACUAAUACUUCUCAACGCUAACUGGGACAUUUUAUUAACUUGACGCUAGUGGAAGUACACACAACUUACCACCGGACCUCGAUCACUCUCCGAUGUAAAGCAGAAGCCUACCGUACAGGGAAAAAUUUCGAGGGGCUUAAUUUUCGCUAUCUCCUGAUGUCUCGAUCGUCACUAAUACUGUGGGAAGUCUCAAAUCUUUGACACCACCACAAUAUGGAUAUGUCGAUCAUUGCGCUGGAUAAACAUAAUGAACAUUAAAUCACCUCCCCGGCCUGAUGAUUGAAGCGAAGACAACUUGAACUCGUGAGCACGGCAACACCUAAUACUGGGUCACCUCCCCUGAUGAUUGAAGCGAAGACAACUUGAACUCGUGAGCACGGCAACAUCUACUAGCUGACUCAGCAUCUCACCAUCUCAAUUGCCAUGUGCAUAUUCUAAUUAUAGUAUUAUGGGGUCACUACCCAUUUCUUACUAUUUUAAGUUAUAGUAGUGUGGUCUGCCAUUAAAGUAAAAUGAUUUGAUAAUAGUGCUUGUACUGAAAACUACCUCUGAGAUGUGUUAACGGUCUUAUUGUCCUGGAAACCUCUGAGAUAUGUUAACGGUCUUGUUGUCCUGGAAACCUCUUAUGAACGUUGUUAUAUAGCUGCAUGGUCUUAAUUGUCCUCUUGUAUCUCUGAGAUGUGUUAACUGGUACCUGAGAUGUCUUGUGACUACUGUGGAUUGAACAUUGUGGUUGAACUGGUGUAGCUGGUUUGAACUUUAUUAUUAUUUCGAGGUCCCCUCAAAAGCCUAGGAAAAAAGAACGAAAAAAAGAUUCCCCCCAAAAAAGAUUUUGCUGCCCUCUCGUAAUUUUCGUGUUUGUGUUUGUUGCUUGAUUUUUAGUUGUUUGAUGUUUAAUUUUAUAAUGUUGUAGUAUGGGGCUCCCUGACGAGUUUGGAUUUAGUUCUUCUGCUUCAAUCUGGUAAUCUUGCCUUGUACUUUGGGGAGUGGGCCGAUCCUUGAUGGUGUGUGUCGUAGAUUUAUCAGUAGUAAUAGCAUCGCACAUAGCUAGUGGCUUAUUGGUAGUAGUCGUUGUCGGGGUGUUUGUUGCCAUCGAUCCAUUAAUACGAGUAGUCUCUUAGUUUAUGUUGGUGGAAAGCCGUGGAGACAUGCACGGGACUAAACUUACUACCUCUCGUAUUACUCGUAGUAGCUCCCUCUGCAAGAAAAUAAAAUAUUGUGAUAAAUAAUCGUUAACAUGAGUAACAAAAUGUUAUAUAGCGAUGAAUAAUCAACAUGUCUGUAAUAAACUUAAGUUAGUUUCGAGAAGCUGCUCUACUGUUGUUAUAAUUAUGUCCCUGCCCUCCCGAACCCGCGGCCGUGCCUAAGUCCGUACCUCCUUGAUCUUCUAUGUCCGUGGGAUAUUUGUUAGAUCGUAGCCAAAUUGCAUAGUCUAAGUUUCGGAGUUGAUUUUCAACAAACUUUAUGUUGGGGCUGGGUACGAGGGCGUCUGUAAAUUGAAGAAUCAUAGAUAAAAAGAUCACGGAUAAAAAAGGCUCAGAAGUUGAUCAGUCCUUAACCACAUACAAUUAAAGGAGUGGGCUGUCAAGCAUAACAAACUUAGCAAAUACGGCUUUACAUGGAUGCCAACUGCAUGCAGUCGUUACUGACAUCAUAGGUAAUGGUCGUGAUUAUGUUGAAAUUAUGAGCUCCAGAACCACACCCACAUUACCUGUCUUACAAGCAUCCAGAAAUGCCUGCAUGGGAGAAAAUACAUUAUUAGUAAACACCCAAUGACAAGAAUUGUAUGUACAUGUUAUAAUACUGUUCAAGAUUCUAUAGCCAGGUUUCCUGGUAAUGAUCGUCAAUUUUGUAAUCGUUUAAUGAAAAUAGUUAGCCUUGAGACUGUUGAAAUUAUGAGCUCCAGAACCACACCCACAUUACCCGUUUUACAAGCAUCCAGAAAUGCCUGGGAGAAAGUACGUAAAAGAUUGAAUGACAAAAAUUGUAUAUAUUCGAGAUUCUAUAGGUUUCAUGGUAAUGAUCGUCAAUUUCAAUUUUGUAGUUAGCCUUGAUACCUAGACAUAAGUUGGCCUGACCACUCUAAGCUUGCUUACAUACAAUGUCUUGAAAUUAACUUGAUUCGUCAUUGUAUUAGCAACCAUCACGUGACUCUUUGCAAAAAGGAAAAAUGACAAGCGGGAAAUUCAAAAUGUUGUCUACGCAUAUAGCUACGCCAGCAGUGCAACGUUUGCAGCCAUGCAAUUAGUCGGCGUAAUAUAUGGAAAUGGCAUUAUAAUAUCUGCCAUGAAAGUCAAAACUUACUAUGAACUUCCUUCAAGUGCUUUAUGAAGACUGCAUGGCGGUUCAAAAGGAAUGAUCCUUGGUAUCAAUUGGAUGUUUCCAUGUAAACUUCGUCUGUAUGGAAUGAAAUACAAGCUUUAUCAUAGCGACACUAUUUCGUACGCAUGCACAUGACAUAAAAUAGCUAUAAAUCGACUUAGACUGUGUGCUAAGUUUAAUUUUGCUAUACUUACGAUCACGGGAGCUCCAGGCUGUAAAUAACAUCGUGGGCACACCAAUGACUCCGUACUUCCACUUCGUUUCAGUACGCUAACGAUCAUUUUGUGGGUAAGCCGCUGUACAAAGAAUAAUCAUUGUUAAGUUAUGAAACUACUUGCAUUGCUAUCAGCAUAGCUCUAGCUAGCCUCGAUCCUAGGCCACACUUUCUCGAAGGUGAGCUCUAGCUAGCCUUGAUCCUAGGCCGCACUUCCUCGAAGGUGAGCUCUAGCUAGCCUCGAUCCUAGGCCGCACUUCCUCGAAGGUGAGCUCUAUAGCUAGCCUCGAUCCUAGGCCGCACUUCCUUGAAAGUGAGCUCUUGCUAGCCUCGAUCCUAGGCCGCACUUCCUUGAAGGUGAGCUCUUGCUAGCCUCGAUCCUAGGCCGCACUUCCUUGAAGGUGAGCUCUUGCUAGCCUCGAUCCUAGGCCGCACUUCCUUGAAGGUGAGCUCUUGCUAGCUAGCUAAUAUUCAUUGCAAUUAGCGUAAUUAUAAUCUAUUAUAGCGAGCUAUAGCUAGCUGCAUAAAUACAGUAUAAGUAAGUAACACUUACGGAAUUUUUGUGCUCGAGUCCCUUCUGAGUGGAGGGCAGCAUAAGUGGUGGAGCGAGAGUGAGUGUAGUGGGUGACGUGUGAAGAAGAUGACGUGGGUGUGGUGUGGGUGUUGGGUGCGGCACGGCGGCCAUAGUGAAUAGUAGUAGUAACAAAGGGGAAUUUAAGGAUGCAAUUUGCCUGCGCUAUGGCUGGACACUACAAAACACACCCAGAAGGUGUAACUGUGGCAAAGUGUUUGAAAUAGAUCAUGAAAUGACCUGCCCCAUGGGAGGAUACCCCACUUUACGCCACAAUGAAAUCAGAGACAUGACGGCACAAUUGCUCACUGAAGUUUGCUCAAACGUGGCCACAGAACCUCACCUUCAACCACUCACAGGUGAAUCCUUCCGCUUAGCCUCAACAAACAUAAAUGACGGUGCAAGACUCGAUAUACGCGCAAGAAGCUUCUGGACCGCAGGACAGGACACUUUUUUCGACGUAAGAGUGUUCCACCCAAACGCUCCAAGCAACAGAUCGAGAAGGCUCUCUGCAGUCUAUAAAAGGCAUGAAGACGAGAAAAAAACAACUUAUGGCCAAAGAAUUCUUGAAAUAGAACAUGGUGUGUUCACCCCACUGGUGAUGUCAACCUCCGGAGGCAUGGGUAGAGAAGCACAGACUUUUUACAAAAGACUUGCAGAUAAGCUAGCUCAAAAAAAAGAAAUGCAAUACAGCAUACUAAUGGGCUGGCUAAGAUGCAAAAUCUCCUUUGCUAUCCUGAGAAGUGCAGUAAUGUGUAUUAGGGGAAGUCGAUCCUCAAAGAACCACCCAAUCAAAGACAACAUGGACAUUAACCUAGCCUGCUCUGAGGGCAAUGUUCCCCAGGCCAGCAGCGGCGAAGAAUAAACUUAUUAAACUUUUUCUCAACUUUUCUACAUUACAAAUUUCUGCCAUUACAUGUGUGUUGUUGCCUACUGCUAAGUAGUAAAUAGUAGUGCGGUUAGUGAUAGCAGUUAGUUAGUUGACAGUCUUCCUUCCUCGUUUCUCCCUUGAUAAUCCCGACUGACUGAGUGCGUGCAUUGCGCUUUAUACCUCCCGCCCGCGCAGUGCACGGGAUGUAUGUUUCCAUCCUGCUAUCUGCAAUCAGACAAUCAAUACACAGAACUGAAGAAGAAGCUGGCUCUCUGCAAGUCACUCAGAUUUGCAAGUACUUGGACAUUACAGUUUGAUGGUCGCCACAUACAUCUGAAUGGGGCAAGCAAUCAUCAUGGCAAUGCUCACCAUGACAACAAUAUGGUACAGGAAAACGAUCCUCUGCUUACGGGAGGUAACUUGUACAAAGACUGAGAGAAGGAGUGAUCAGCAGCAAUACUCUGAUGUGUGCAGGAAGACUGGAGUGACUGAUCAACAGCUCGAUCAAGAAAUCCCCAACAGUGACAUCUACUGUGUAGCUGAACACAUUAAGGACAUCUACUGUGUAGCUGAACACAUUGAGAUGACACCUGGCCUGCUUGAAAGACUCGAACUCACUACUGCUGAAAAAGCGAUGCUACUCGAAAGAGAAAGUACGAAGGCAAUCAAACAGGAGUGGGUCAUGCAUUGAGAGUGUAGCAAAGAGGAGACACUGCUACACACAUUUGUAGAUUCAUUGCAGAACUGAACAAAACUGAAAUAAUUACUUUAACGUUUUGUUUUAUUGAUGCUGUUUUAUGUGUCUGCUUAUAAUUAUUGUGA